AAGGAUGCAUUCAAGCCAUAACAACAUAGCAACGAGAUGCACAGGAGCGUUGUGGUGUGCCGUAAUAGCAGAAACAGUCCUGGUGAUGGCGCCAAAAUCCUAACCGGAGCAGCAUGUCAUGCCAUUCUGUGUGCACAUGCGUGUGAGGGCCACUGGUUAUAUUCUUGGACUGUCUGACUCUGUAGGUGUCAUCAGAGAGCCCCUCCCCCGUCUCUCUCUGUGAUGCUGAUGCUGAAUUGCCCAUCACUGAAGGGCAGAGGGUGAUAUUCCUCCCAUAACGUCCACUCUAUCCGUCCUCCUUACCUCUGGAGUGAAGGAUGGCGAUGAUCUGGAUGCAGACAGAGAAGGCGGUCAUGCAAGAGCUACAGCGCAGAUUGAGCAAUGUCGCUCACAGCAUUGAUGAGAUCAUGCAGAAGGAGUCUAGUCCUCUCGUCGCUGCUGACAUCAUCACUGAGCUCAAGAGACAGUUUGCAUUCCUAUCUGGGGGAAGAGGACAGGAUGGAAGCCCUAUCAUUAUCUUUCCAGAGUUCCCUUCGUUUUGUGAAAUUCAAGACCAAGAGUUUCGUAAUGUUCUUACCUACCUGACAAGUAUUCCCAGUCUGAGUGCAGCGGGUGUGGGCUUCAUCGUAGUGAUUGACAGGCGUAGAGAUCGAUGGACGUGUUUAAAGGGAACAUUACUGCGUAUCUCAGGCUGGUUUCCAGCUAAUCUUCGGCUUGUUCUGGUGUUGAGACCCAGUGCUAUCCUGCAGCGAACGUUGUCUGAAGUGUUCUUCAAACUCCACAGAGAUGACUUUAAAGUACCGGUUAUGAUGCUAAGCUCACUGGCUGAUCUGCACUCUUAUAUUGAGCGGAGUCAGCUGACACAAGAACUGGGUGGCUCUCAAUACUACUGCCACGAGACCUGGAUCUCUCAUCGCACAGAUCUUGAAAGCUUUGCUGCAUUAGUGAAGAGGAUGGCUGAGAGACUGCAAGUGUUUGGCAGGGAGUUGGCAGAAACCGAGCUCCCUAGCAACCUCCUAACAGCCAGCAAUCUGCUCACUGCACAAACCAGCAGAAAAGACCGUUUCAAAGAAGAGAUGGCAGGAGCUCUAAGCCAAGGACGAAAACUCUUGGAGCACAUCAGGGAACCGGUCCGCAGAGAUCCGGACAGCAGUCUAAACCCUGAUCAACUGGAGAACCUUGCUACAGUGCACAGGCUGUUAUCCCAGUUGAAUGAGAGCUCUACAGCGUUUGAUGAGUUCUGGAUUCAGCAUCAAAAUAAACUGGAUCUAUGUUUUAAACUCUGCCAGUUUGAGCACAACUUUCAACAGUUGCAAACAGAGCUGGAGCAAACAACACCCACAAUGAAUGCUUUCUCAGACGUUGGAAUAAGCCCUGCCCAAACAGAACACCUCCUUCAAGAGCUGACCAAUCAUGAGAAGAAGGCCUGUGAAGUGCUGGACAGAGUGAGGUCUGUGAUUGCCGAGGGCCAAAGUUUGAUUGACAGCUCUCAGAAUGUUGAUGACAGUGUUGCAGUAAAAUGCAGUGAGCUACAGAGAGUGAGAGAGAAUCUCACCCAAAGGCUCAAAGACAAGAGGACCAUGCUGACACAGGCUAUGGAGCUAUAUAAAAGAUUGGAAAUGGUGUGUAAAUGGUGUGAUGAUGGGAUUUACAUGCUAGCGUCACAGCCUCUUGACAAGUGCCAGUCACAAGAAGGGGCGGAGUCAGCACUGUCAGAGCUGGAGUGUUACCUGGAGACAGCCAAUGAGAAACAGCAGUGGGAGAUUAGCACAGUUUGGCUGGAAUAUGAGAACAUACUGAACAAUGAGCUCAGGGAGAAGGUGAAGUGUGCAUUUGAGAAGAAAGCAUCAUUACAGGAGAUGUUUGAGAGGAGGAGGGUUAGUCUGAAGAAACUAGCAGCCAAACAAACACGCCCCAUCCAGCCUGUGGCCCCACGACCAGAGUCACUCUCAUCUCCUGCUCACAGGGAGCAUGAGAACAUCUGUAUUCGUGAAGACUCAGACAGCAGGGUGUCCUGUAAAAAAGUAAACUCUGAUCAAGUUGACGGGAGCAGUCGCAAUCCUUCUGUAUCUGAGGAGGAGGAAACCCUGGCUGUGCUGCGCAGGCAUGUAAUGAAUGAGUUACUGGAAACAGAGAGAGCAUAUGUGGAAGAGCUUAUGUGUGUUUUGCAGGGAUAUGCUGCUGAGAUAGACAACCCCUCCAUGACUCCUCUCAUCCCUGCUGCCUUGCAGAACAAGAAGGAUGUGUUAUUUGGGAACAUGCAAGAAAUUUAUAAUUUCCACAAAAGAAUAUUCCUCAAAGAGCUGGAAACUUACACUGACUGUCCUGAGCUUGUGGGCCGCUGCUUUCUGGACUGGAUGGGGGAGCUGCAGAUUUAUGAGAAAUACUGUCACAACAAGCCUCGUUCUGAGAGCCUCUGGAGGCAGUGCUCAGACUGCGCCUUUUUCCAGGAGUGUCAGAAGAAACUAGAGCACAAACUAGGACUGGACUCAUACUUACUGAAGCCUGUGCAGAGGAUCACUAAAUACCAACUCCUGCUGAAGGAGAUGAUUAAGUACAGUAAAGGCUGUGAGGGCUCAGUGGAGCUGCAGGCAGCUCUUUCCUCCAUACUGGGUAUCCUGAAGGCUGUAAAUGACUCAAUGCACCUCAUCGCCAUCACAGGAUAUGAGGGUAACCUUGGAUUCCUGGGUCGCCUGCUGAUGCAAGGGUCAUUCAGUGUGUGGGCGGAGCAUAAGAGAGGUCACGUGAAGGUCAUGGAGCUUGCCAGGUUUAAGCCCAUGCAGAGACACCUCUUCCUGCACGAGAAAGGUCUGCUCUUCUGCAAGAGGCGAGAGGAGAGCGGAGAGGGAUACGAGAAAGCGCCCUCAUAUAGCUUCAAGCAGGAGCUCAGCAUGGCUGCUAUUGGAAUAACAGAGCAUGCUAAAGGGGACAGCAAGAAGUUUGAGAUCUGGUCCAGAUCAAGGGAUGAGGUCUACACAGUACAGGCCGUGUCUGAGGAGGUUAAGACCAUCUGGGUAACAGAAAUCCAGAAACUUCUAACAGGACAGCUGGAGGCCUGUAGAGGUAUGGACCUGGUUUUACGUUGGUGGUACCUGUUACUUUUCUCAGCGCCGGUCAGGAUGGACCAAUCACAGUCGUUUGUGAUUACAGGAUAA
This is a messenger RNA of Sinocyclocheilus grahami, 3155 nucleotides long. RefSeq names its product guanine nucleotide exchange factor DBS-like. The transcript has 26 exons. Bases 318 to 3155 code for a protein of 945 amino acids. Gene Ontology annotation, biological process: positive regulation of Rho protein signal transduction; intracellular signal transduction. Gene Ontology annotation, cellular component: cytoplasm. The record is from RefSeq and is a predicted model, not a curated record. Lineage: Eukaryota; Metazoa; Chordata; Actinopteri; Cypriniformes; Cyprinidae. Gene Ontology annotation, molecular function: guanyl-nucleotide exchange factor activity.